Molecule: messenger RNA, 744 nt
Organism: Thamnophis elegans (Western terrestrial garter snake)
Lineage: Eukaryota; Metazoa; Chordata; Lepidosauria; Squamata; Natricidae
Product: mRNA decay activator protein ZFP36-like
Molecular function (GO): mRNA binding; metal ion binding
Source: RefSeq, a predicted model, not a curated record
AUGAGCUCCAUUCUGGAUGUCCGGAACCUCUACCAGAACUUGAUCAACCUCUCGCUGAGCGAAGAGCUGGACGCGCCCGCCUCCAACUUCUCCUGUGGCCCCAAGGGUGAGCAGCUGCGGCCCCUGCUGCACCCGGACCACUCGGUCAGCCUGAUCGAAGGCAAGGCGGCCCAACCGCUGCCGCCCCUGCCGCUGGGCUUCCUGCCGCUGAAGCCACCCAGCGCGCCCGCCCCGUCAUCCUGCUACAAGACGGAGAUGUGCCGCACCUUCAACGAGAGCAGCUGCUGCAAGUAUGGCGCCAAGUGCCAGUUCGCCCACGGCUCAUCUGAGCUCCACUCCAUCAGCUGCCACCCCAAGUACAAGACAGAGCUGUGCCACAAGUUCUACCUGCACAGCGAGGGUCCCUAUGGCUCCCGCUGCCACUUCAUCCACUUCCCCGAAGAGGCAGGUCUUCGGCAGGCACGGAGCACCUCCCCGCACCUCCUGUGCCAGAGCGUCAGCUUCUCUGGGAUGCUCAGUGCCCACCGCGCCUCUCCGCUGCUCAGCCUGCCCGACCCAGCCUCCUUCACCCGGGCGCCCUCUGUGUCACCGCCGCCCACCUCCGCCAAGCUCCUCUCGCCCGCCUUCGAGCACCUCAACCUGGACCCGCUCGCCCUGGUGGCCUCCUUUGGGGACUCACUGGCACUGACCCCCACCGGGGGCUGCUGCUCCUGCCACUGCAGGAAGGCAGUCGUCAGGUUAUAA